AUGGUCUUGGCUAAAAAAAUUCAGGGGUGGAGCAUAGAUAAGAGAGCAUUGCACACCACAGUUUCGGGUUACCGUGGUUAUGCUGGUCCUAAAGGUGACCUUGGUCCAAUGGGAAAACCUGGUGUCCCAAAAAAAGGCUCUCCAGGUGAGCAAGGUUCACAGGGAGCAAAUGGAAUAAAAGGAAACAAGGGUGACCGUGGUCCUGUAGGAGCUACUGGUGGAGAAGGUAGUCGAGGUUGGACAGGCUCAUCUGGAAAAGAAGGAGAUAAAGGUGAGCCUGGCCCUAAAGGUGCAAAAGGAUCUAAAGGAGAUAAUGGUAAAAUGGGCCUUAAAGGUUGGCCGGGAGCAGAUGGAAAACAGGGUGUAACCGGCAAUCCCGGAAUUGCAGGAUCAGAAGGGCUCCCUGGACCGCCAGGUAACAACGGAAGCAAAGGCGAACAGGUAAAUGACUUUAUGCAAGGUUAUAGCAAUUUCAAUAAUUAUGCGCAUAAAAUAGAACAAAAGGAGUUAGGUCAUGGCGAACCGAAAGGUGACCGCGGUCCUGUAGGAGCUACUGGUGGACAAGGUCCUCAAGGUUUGAGGGGUUUACGUGGAUCAAGAGGAUAUCCGGGUUACCUUGGUCAUGCUGGUCCUAAGGGUGACGUUGGAAGUAGAGGAAUUCCUGGGGUCACAAUAGUGGGCCCUUUAGGUCCUCCGGGUCCACGUGGAGAAAAGGGAUUGAAGGGAAACAAGGGUGACGAUGGUCCAAAAGGUGUAAAAGGAUCUCAAGGAGCUAAUGGUAGAAUAGGCCUUCGAGGUUGGCCGGGAAAAGAUGGAAAACAAAGUAUAAACGGAACGUCUGGAUUUGCAGGACCAGUAGGGUCCCCUGGCCCGCCAGGUAACAACGGAAGCAAAGGAGAACAGGGUGACCGUGGUCCUCCUGGUGUAGCAUGCCUUCGAUGUUUGCAAGAAGACGUUGGAAAUGAAAGCCUACCGGACACGGGUGCUUUCGCAGGUAAAGUAGCAAUCUCUGGCCAGCCAGGUCGCAACGGAAGCAAAGGAAUAAAGGGAGAUGAUGGUGCUACAGGCCCUAAAGGAGCUCCUGGUGAAACAGGAACUCCUGGUGAAGCAGGCUCUCCAGGUCUACCAGGAAAUAUUGGAAUACAAGGCCGACCUGGCAAGGCUGGAUCUGCAGGACCAGUAGGAUCGCCAGGUUACAACGGAACAAAUGGAAUACAGGGUCCACCCGGUUUAGGGAUGAAAGGACAAAGAGGAAAAAGAGGGAAAAGGGGAGGUAAAGGAAGUCCAGGUGAAAAAGGUCAACAAGGAAUGUCCGGAAGUACUGUCGUCAUGGAAGAACUUAGAGCAUAUCUUAAAACAUACCUAGUUGAGACAAUUGACGAACGCUUGAAGGAACUAAGGCAAGCGUCAAGCGAACAUCCUGCGGCUCAUUUGUAUGGAAGUAGCUACCAAGGUAAUCGACUUACCUGGACUACACAAGGAUUGGGUGGAUUUCUAGAUGGCGGAAUGAAAUACGAUAAAGGAUAUUUAAUUGUUCCUAAAAAGGGAUUGUAUUACAUCUAUGCUCAGAUCAAGUGCGAUCCUAACAAUUCAAGCGACAAUUGGUGCGGAUUCUCAUUCAAAAUAAAUAGGUCUCUGAUCUCUGAGCAGCUCAUCUCUCAACAUUCACAAGACGUCAUUCACUACUACAUGCCAGAAGCUGGUCUGCUAAGAAAGCUAGAAAAAGGAGAUCGUAUUUCAGUGAAUAAACGUAGUUCUAACCAGAUCUUUGUUCAGGAUAUGCAGACUUAUUUCGGGUGCUAUGCCAUUUCAACAGUCGAGUCUUAAACCACUUGAAACUGAUACGUAGUUUUGAGCUCUGCACGAGCGUCGCACACCUUUACAAGGUUAGCAGUAAGACACCAACACGUGUUUCGUCUUCCAAUGUUUGCGUCACUGGAUUGUAAACGUUUCGCAAUUGACAAUGCUCUAUGUUACGUUACAGCGAAUAUAUUGUAACGCGUCUUUGUAAGGUAACUGCACUAGUCUAUAUGCCUGUUAAAGACGGUUGCUAUCAAAAAGCUUCAGUGUGCAUUAAGUUGCAUCAAUCAUAAAUGUCUUUAUUGAAAUAUCAAAUAUACGUUUGAGUCUAACAAGAGUGCUGAGAAUGACAAUUUGCGUAUAUGCUGUAUUAAGUUAGGUCAGGGUUAAAUAUAGGCCAAAUUUAGAUAUAAACCAAUCGUGGGGGAGAGAGAUGGAGAGAAAAGAAGAGGGAGGGAGAGGAGAAGAGAGAGAAAGGAGGAGGAGAAAAAUAAAAAAGAAAGGGAGAGAAGAAGAGAGAGAGAGAGGAGAAAGAGGGAGAGGAAUAGAGAGGGAGACGAAAGAGAUGGGAAGAGAGGAGAACAGAGGGGAAGAAAUGAAAAGAGAGGGAAAGAGAGGAGAAGAGAGAAAAAGAGACAUAAUAGAAGAGAAAUAGAAAAAGGUAAAGUGGGAAAAAGAAAGAGGAGAGGGGAUUGAAGGAGGAGGGAGAAAGAGAGAGGGGAGAAGGUUAUGACGAAAGUAGAGGAAAAGAAGAGACAAUAUAGGAAGAGCAGGAGAGGAAAGAAGAGGGAAGGAAUGGGUAAAAGGGGCCAUUCACAAAGUCAUGUCAAAAGAUGAUCAUGGAGCAUAGGUCAGUUUCCUGCUGCAUUUGCCCGAACAGUCAGUGGUGUGGCCAUUUACUAGUCUAAAAAGGCUUGGUCCCCCACAAUUUGUAGGAUUAACCAUUUUAGAGAACUGAUGCAGACAAAUUCUCAUAUUUAAAGUGAAAAGCCAGCAGUAGGCCUCCUUACUUUGAAGUUUCAAGAACGCCACUGACAGAUCAGUCUCUGGGCAAAUCGGAUGUGGAAGUAUACGGGGUGGUUCUGUUAGCUAACAGAGCCUACAUUUAAAGUGACUUCGUAAGACUAAUAGACA
This is a messenger RNA of Corticium candelabrum, 2934 nucleotides long. Its product is annotated as collagen alpha-1(II) chain-like. Gene Ontology annotation, cellular component: membrane. Bases 1 to 1827 code for a protein of 608 amino acids. The record is from RefSeq and is a predicted model, not a curated record. The transcript is spliced from 18 exons. Gene Ontology annotation, biological process: immune response. NCBI's taxonomy places the organism in Eukaryota, Metazoa, Porifera, Homoscleromorpha, Homosclerophorida, Plakinidae. Gene Ontology annotation, molecular function: tumor necrosis factor receptor binding.